AUUAGUCAUUAGUGAGAAACUAGCACAGAGUGAUGUAAAAAGUGAAGUUAGGAUAAUAUUUGAAUAAGAAGGUGACAACUGACAUACAAACAAUAACAAAAAACAAAUGCGUAAAGAACCAGUUUUUGAUGGCCAAAAAUAGAAAUUUAAAAAACGAAAAUGUUUCAAUAAUUCAAUGGUCAAAUAAAUAAAUGACCCUCGUCGUCACGUGGGUCCCACGAAGAGCCCCAUUGCAGGCGCGUGGAACAACAGAUUACAACCGUCUCAAUGAAAAGAGGACGUUUGUCCCAACCCCUUCUCCAUUUGCAUCUCUCUCUCUCUCUCUCUCUAAAACUAUGCAAUCCCCGCCAACCCAACACCCCCACCAGAGUCCCACACUUCAGUUUUACUUCCCCAUUUCUUUCUCUCUCUACCUUCUCUCUCUUCUUCUUCCUUCCUUCCUUCGUUCUUGUUUCUCACGAAAAAGGCUGAUCAUAUAUAUAUAUGUGUGUGUGUGUGUGUGUGGUAUUUGAUAGUAUAUGAAUGAAUGAUGAUGGGUUCAUCAUCAGCUUGGGGAAAAGUAACGAACAACAACAACAACAACAGUUAUGAUUACUCAUUCAAGAUAUUGUUGAUUGGUGAUUCAGGGGUGGGCAAGAGUAGUCUUCUCCUUAGUUUCAUCUCCAACAUGAACCACCCUCUUCAAGAUCUCUCUCCAACAAUUGGAGUAGAUUUCAAGAUCAAGCAUCUCACAGUUGGUGGGAAAAGACUGAAACUCACUAUUUGGGACACAGCUGGACAAGAGAGGUUUGGAACAUUAACAAACUCUUACUAUAGAGGUGCCCAUGGAAUUAUCCUCGUCUAUGAUGUAACACGGCGAGAAACAUUUACGAACUUGUCAGAAAUAUGGGCCAAGGAAGUAGAGCUCUACUCCACAAACCCAGAGUGCAUCAAGAUACUAGUUGGGAACAAAGUUGAUAGGGAUAGCGAAAGGGCUGUAACUAUAGAAGAGGGGAUGGCUCUAGCGCGGGAGCAUAAAUGUUUGUUUCUAGAAUGCAGUGCUAAAACGAGAGAAAAUGUGCUGCGAUGCUUCAAAGAGGUCAUUAUAAAGAUACUAGAGACACCUAGUCUACUGGAAAAAGGAUCUAUAGCUGUGAAGAAACAAAUUUUGAAAGAGAAGCAACUGUGCCAGCCACCGAAUAACAGUAGAUGUUGCUCUUAGUUGAAAUGUUCUGAACAGAAGUACAAUAUCUGCAGCUCAAAAGAUCAAAACUGAAUUCCUCAACAUUGGUGCCUAUGGUUUGGACUUUCAGAUCCUUCACGAUAGCUGACGGCGUAGAUGGAUGGCCAUAUGCUCUUUCGAGAAACCUAUUGGAGCUGUGCUGUCUAAUUGUAUUUUUACAAAGAAUGGUGUUCAUGUUAUACCGGUCAGUAUCAAUUUUAAUGUUCUUUCAUUCAUUGAAUCUUUACCGAAUUAGUGUUAGAAUUAGGGUUUUUUUGGGAUGGAUGGAGACAUCCAAAAGGGAAGACCGAGAGAGUAUGGUGAAAAAUAAAUCUGUACUGGAAUUGUUUUGUAUCUUAUAGCUCAGACACGAGAUGUAUAUAGCUCAUGCUGGAAACAAGAAAUUUGGCUUGAUUGUUCUAACAUUUUUACAUGAUACACGCGUGCAGACUAUAUGUAUGGCUUUGGCUAUAC
This is a messenger RNA of Cornus florida, 1675 nucleotides long. Its product is annotated as ras-related protein RABC2a-like. Gene Ontology annotation, molecular function: GTP binding; GTPase activity. The record is from RefSeq and is a predicted model, not a curated record. The coding region runs from base 527 to 1201 and encodes 224 amino acids. NCBI's taxonomy places the organism in Eukaryota, Viridiplantae, Streptophyta, Magnoliopsida, Cornales, Cornaceae. The transcript is spliced from 6 exons.